AUGAGUGUGUCACCAUGGACGGCGCUUCCGGCGGAAUUACGCGAACAGGUCUAUGCAUAUGUGCUUACGGCGCCCUCGGGUCUUACCUACCGUACAGGAACAGACGGAGUAGAGCGCAUCUGCGCACGCGAAAAGCAGGCCGCACAUGUAAACAUGUCGAGUGAUCAUCUGCUUGCAUUGCCCCACUACCUGUACCACAGUCUCUUGACCGUCUCUCGUAGGGCAGCCAUCGCGCCAGAGGAAUUAGAAUUUAAUCAGAUCCAGUACGUCAGCAGACAGUGCUACCGAGAAGCACACGGCCUCGAGUUCCGUUACAACAACAUCCUGUUUGAGGACAGUUGCGAUGUGAGUGCGGGUCAACGGUGUCGUGUGUUUGUGAACAGAGCGGUGAAGCAACACUAUGCACAGUACCUGAACCUCUCGAUCCGUGGCUCUGGCUUCUCCAUCCGGCCGCCAGGGUUUGGCAGCAGCCCCAUCACGCUGGCUCAAUUUUGUGUGCAACAUCCAAAAGCGUCUCUCAAGUUACACCAUCCCUUCUGGUCCCAGCGAAGUCCUGGCUUUCUGCUUCUAGGGCUCGCCUAUGCUGCUGCCAUCCGUGGCCACACACUACUUGAGCAGCUCGUCAGAGAGCAGGGACCCAUGCUGGACUUUGAUUUGACGCUGAUCAGAUCGAAGCUCCCCAAGGAAGGGAUGCCACGCAACUUUCGGCUUGCUCCGUGGGAAGAGAGUCUGGACAUACCAGCGCUGCGUGAGUCGUUGGGGGAAUGCUUAUUCUUCAAGAGCGAGAACAGCCCGGGAUGGCUUGAUCUGGCAGAGAACUGGUUUGUCGAAGGCCUGUAG
Molecule: messenger RNA, 840 nt
Organism: Alternaria postmessia
Lineage: Eukaryota; Fungi; Ascomycota; Dothideomycetes; Pleosporales; Pleosporaceae
Exons: 1
Coding region: 1-840 (279 amino acids)
Source: RefSeq, a predicted model, not a curated record